Molecule: messenger RNA, 3253 nt
Organism: Harpegnathos saltator (Jerdon's jumping ant)
Lineage: Eukaryota; Metazoa; Arthropoda; Insecta; Hymenoptera; Formicidae
Gene: dgt1
Product: KAT8 regulatory NSL complex subunit dim gamma-tubulin 1
Exons: 9
Coding region: 670-2097 (475 amino acids)
Cellular component (GO): NSL complex
Source: RefSeq, a predicted model, not a curated record
GUGCCGUCCAUCAAUCGCUACAAAUGCUUCGAAGCGUUUUUACUUCUCUCUCUUUCUUCGUUUGCAUCCGAGAAAUAGAACGAGAAAAAGAAACGCUUCAAAACAUUUGUAGCGGUUGCCGAACCGCACUCCGAGACGAUGCGUAGCCGUUAGUCUGCAGCGUUGUGUGUGUGUGUGUGCAUGUGCGCAUGUGUGCGUUGUGUGAACUUUGUUCUUUCUUUCUUUAACGCGAAUUUACGUUCGCUCUAAUGACAAAAAGUACAACCUGAUAUAAGUGAGAACGCGAUUUCUUACAUUGUGCAACUGUGCGAUACUUCCUAUCAUCCUUGUUUCGUACCAGUGGAAUAUUCUUCUGUCUCUCUCAGGAUGAGUCACGUGAUCUGAAAUGUGGAAAUGGCCACGUACAUUGUCGGUGAGGUUUAUUGGAUAACGUGACUAUCGUUCUUCAUCCAUUGUAGUAUUUAUCGGGAGAUUAUUUUAUCAUUAGCUUUCCGAUAUUCCUGAUCUCCUUUGAAUAUUCUAAGGACGUAGUUUUGUCGAGCGUUGUCACAACUAUGAUAACAUUAACGUGAUUUACAACUGCUCGCCACACCCGCAGCGUGCUUAACGAUUUCUCCGAGUUCCCUACCGCGGACGAAGCAUUCCUGCGCAUCGUAGCUCAGGCAAGGUAUGUUCCGGAUACCUAAAUCUACAAUGCCUUGCACCACUGCUACGACAAUGGCAAAACGGUCUAAACAAGCUCAAGGUUGUCAGUACACGUCCUACGAGUGCACGCAGCCGUGCCUGGAAGAUUAUUCUUAUUGUGUCAAGCACAUCCUCGAGGAUCCUAGCGCGCCUUACAAACAGUGCGCUUUUAUCUAUAAUAAUAAUGGAAGAAAAUGUCAAAAUCCGGCUCCGAAACUGGACAGGAGAGACAUCUCGUACUGCAGCGAACAUUCUAGGAAGGCUCAGAUCUCACGCGUUAAGUCGACGUCACGACGUUCUCUGCCGCAAACGCCAGAAAUGCUGCUGCUCAAUCUGAGUCACUACGUGAAGCCUGCGGACUCGAGCGCCGAGGACACAGAAGAGGAGACCGGCAAAGUGAAAGCUCUGGAUCCUUUCACGGAAGUUGAUGCUUACAGAGUAAAUGCAAGUGGAUGCGACAUCUUAGAUUAUGCCAGUUCCUCAGAGAGCGACGUUGAACCCACAGUCGUUAGCGACACACACAGGGGGGUUUAUCUCGAUGACAGCGAUAACGAGAGCUUGCACAGUCCGCAGGAAGAUCCCUUAAAUAUAAAUUUUUUAAGGCACGCUGGGAUAUUUACUGCAGAGGAGGUAGUUUAUAUCGCGAGGGAGAAACUAAUUAAGCUUCAGUCCCUUUACAUUGAUCAGUUUAGAAGAUUGCAAUAUAUAUUGAAGGAAAAGAGACGAAAGUACCUGGUCGCUCUCAAGAAGGAAAAGGAGACAUUGUGUAGCAUACAUGAUCAGACCAAAGAAACUGCGAAGGAGAAAAAGAUUUAUGAAAAGCUGAAAGCUUUAAAUCGUUAUCACAGACGAAGUGGCGUCGAGGCUAUACUUUAUAGGAAAUCGUUGGAACGUCGUGCGCAAGUAACGGAAGGACCCGCUCAGAAGCCACCAAAUGUGUCCAAGUGCAUAUUCACCGAAGGUGGUGUGAAGUGCGGCGAGAGGACUCUUCCAUCGGCUAAAUAUUGCCGCAAACAUAUUCUAAAGGAUCAACAUCAGGUUCUGUUCAAAGCAUGCGGAGCAGUACGAGCGGAUAUCGAAUGCCACGAGCCGGUACCUGUAAUCUUCGAUUCUAACUGUGUGUUUCACAUGAAUUUGCCACCGCCGUGCAAAUUGGAACCUAUGAAGUUCGAAGAGCAAAAACCCAUGGCACAAGAGACGUCACUGACUGACAGCCAGUCCAUGGAGAUUGACGUGGUGGGUGAGGCCCACGAGAUUGACCCCGACGAUGAUAUGGCGGGUCUCAUGAGAGAGAUGAAUGACUCCGCUCAUAAACCAACGUUCAACGAGAGCUUGAACAGUGAAACUAGUACGGACACGGCAUUCAGUUUGUCGGCGCAAAUGAGCGAUCGAGACGAGUUUGUCACCGUAUGACAAAAUGUCCUGAUGUGAUUUUCGGAGUAGUUUUUUUUUUGUUAUUAUGUGAUUACACUUAGUUGAUCGAGGCAUCAAGCGAAAGGAAAUGAAAGGACCAUUUGCUCUUGACGUUAAUAUCAAAUGAAGGUGCAGUAGCCCGUCGUAUCCGCAGUUAAUUCGUGGCAAAUCCUGUACAAAAGUCGCUUCUCAUUUGCAUACUUGAUAAAAGAAAAAUUAUUAUUCAUAUAAAAUCAUAUAAUUAUAAAUUAUAUAUCACCGCGUGUGAUCCGUGCAUGAAUUUUGCUCCUAUAUGGUAAUUUGUAAUAAUGUAUAUAAAAUUAUGUCUAAGAAAGAAAGAAAGAAAAUAGAGACGUGAUAUAAUUUAAAUAAUGAAUGAAUGAGAAUGAAAGAAAGAAAAGGAAAAUUUUUUCAUUCGAUUCUGCGUCUGCUUCAUCGGCUGUUAUAAAUAUAAGAGGUUGAUUGUACUUAUACGGCAGUAUUUCUCUCAGUAUAGACAUGUAUAAUUAUUUAUACGUGACUAUCUGGAAACAAAAUUCACGUAUAUUUAUAUAUAAUUAUUUUCUCUCAAGUACAUGAUAAAUUGUUAAAUUGCGCGCAAUAAGACAUUAGAUGAUAAAAUAAAAUAACUGCAGGUACGAUGAUUCUACUGUAAUUACACAUACACACACACACUUUACGUGCGUAAGCGGUAAAGUUAAUUAUCAUGUAACAUUGCACAUAAUGUGAAAUUGUUUAGUCAGAACUUCUGGUCACAGGAUCCUUGGUUGACGACAUCAGAAGCGAGAAAAUCUGUAGUAAAAAUUCCUAAACGGAUUACAUCGAAGUAAAAGGAUGUAUCAUCCACAUAAACUGACGCUUGCGAUCGAUUGAAUGCAUCUUUCAAAUGCCUCGAAUUUCUCGCUUCUGCGGUCCUCAUUCGAGAUGACUGCUGUGAGGAAGCAGGGGCCUUAACGUUGACGCAACUUUCAACAUUCGAAUAUAAUCUGGAGAACAGGUUGCACGUAACUUCUCGACGUUUCUUUUACGCGCAGAGACACAUAGGCCAUGAGGUACGAGGAAAAUAAGGUCCUUAGUGAUUUAAUUUAAAAGAAUGAAAGGAUUUAUAAUUUUAUCAUUAUUUAUUUAAAUAAAAGAGCCAUAGGUCUUCCAUGUA